Messenger RNA from Amoebophrya sp. A25, 3334 nucleotides. The record is from the annotation of a GenBank genome assembly. NCBI's taxonomy places the organism in Eukaryota, Dinophyceae, Syndiniales, Amoebophryaceae.
CUUGAUCUCGCUUCGUUACUCUUUAAUGGAUGUUGGCAGUUUUUUGUUGUAAAAUUUUUGACUUGUAGUAGUUGUAUGUUCCUUCGAUUUGAAGUAAAGUAAUAAACCGUUUCGUGGAAGAAUUCUAGUUCUUGAAAGCUAAAAAAGAUUCAGUGAGGUGUUUCGUCUACAUUCAUGGCGCAUUUUCGUCAUCCGUCCUCGUUCUAAAAGGCUACUCUAUCCCUCCCUUUUCAAAGUACCAUUCAUUUCCCUUCCGCGACAAAGCUGUUCAAAUUUCUCCGCCGGACCCGGAAAACACCCAGCACCACCCACCAGCACCACCCACCAGCACCACCCACCAGCACCACCCACCAGCACCACCCACCAGCACCACCCACCAGCACCACCCACCAGCACCACUCACCACCAGUACCACCCACCAGCACCACAACUCGGAAGCCAUCUACUUUUUUUGCAUCAAGGGGCGCAACGGCUAUACGCGGAUGUAAUCCUUCGUCAAAAGAAAGAUCUCUUCACGACACAAUAGGGCUGGUUUUGGCUACUGUUACCGUAGGCGACACAAAAAGAGGUGGGAAGAUUGUUCGGGUCCAUACUGGCUUUUGUCACGCAAGAAGAGGUGUGAAUGGAUACGACCGAUGAACGCAAAGAAACGGCGUUAUGUACAUUAGUGAAACCCCUGCUUCCCCCUACUAGUCUCGCUUGGGGAGAAAUACAACAUGACCAUUUACUAGAACCGGAAGAAGUAUGAGCAACAAAUAUGCGACGGUGAGAAGAACACGCAUAAGAAACCGAAGAGAUAAGGAGACGAGCAUAACAAACCUAAGAGCAACCACACCCAAGGCUAAGAAGAAGAGAAGAGGGAAACGGCCUCAAGCAACGUCUUGCAGGAGUUGAUAAUGUCUGCAUCAUCGGAGACCGCCGUAAGCUUCACCAUGGUCAAGGAAGCUUUUGUUGCACACUAUGACUUAGAGCGAAGAAAGUUCAAAGGCUCUACAGUCAGUGGACGAAAUGCAGCACGCAGACUUCUAUACGACGCAAUACAAGACUGGUAUUGAAAAUCUUAUCCGAACAAGAAUGUAAGAGCUAUGAGGGAAAUAUGUUUGCUGAUUUCAUCUAGUUCUAGGUUGAUAAAAAGCUUUUGGACUGCUCGUUGUUUUUUUUUGUAGAACCAUUUGAGGCCCCUUGAAGAUUGAAGUGAUAUAGAGAUAUUGAUUACGAUAUAUUUUUUUGAAGUUUCAAACCGAAUAUAGUUCCGAAGCCGAGCUCGCGGAACUGAAGGCGAAGUACGAGUUCGAAGAUGUAGUAAAGUUUUUGCGGUGUGAGGCGUACCAGCGCGCGUGGUAUUCUCCGAAAAAAUGGUACGACUAUGCUCGCACGGUUUUCAUGGGACUCGCAAUCGGGUUCGCGGGUGUCAUUCCGUUUUUUGUCAUAAUGGUGUUGUCCCGCUUGAUCGCGGCCCCUUUGCAACGGUGUCUGUGUCGGCGAAGACCUGUGGAUAUGGGGCACUACUGGCGAGUACAAUCCUUUCUCGCGGAGGCAAUCGCCAAUCUCUUCGGGAUAUGCGUGGAAGUAGUCGGGCAAGAAAACAUGAAGCCAGUCCAACAAAAUCCACAGAAAUACAUCGGUACCUGCAUGAGUUCUUGGAAAACACAUUAAGAAAUAUUCUGGAUGUGAAUAUUUCCUUCUUAUCCUCAUCGUUCUUUUUGUUCCUAGUUAGGCAGCUCUUCCCAGUUUUAUUGUGGAUAUGCCUUUCAAUGCCGGGCUAGUAAGAGGUAAAGACAAGAAGAGUCGUGAUCUCUUCAACUAGAAGAAACAGGCGGAUCAUGUUGAUAUCGGCAUCACAUAUAACGUUGGUGGAGUAACAAUAAGCAGGUAUCCUCUCACAAUCAUCAUAGAGUAACAAUAACCAGGUAUGUUCUCGCACAUGUCAAACGCGGACCCUUUCGUGAUAAUGCAUGCGCUGCGGCAAAAUUUUUUGUGGACCUUCAAGAAGGAGUUGGUGUACGUCCCCUCGUUUGCGUUGAUUACAUAUGCCCUAGAGAUGGAAGACGGACUAAUGCCUCGGUGGAACCGGCAACAGGCCAUAGAAACUUGCAACCGACUUGCGGCCAGUGAGCGACCCCCAAUGGUAGCUCCGGAAGGCAGCCGUUCACGGACGGGAUUGAUAUUACCAGAACUGAAGAAAGGAAUCUUUCAUGUGCAACAGCAACGGAAGGCGAUGAUACUGCCCAUUGUGAUGAUAGGGGCUUAUGAACUAUGGCCGCCGGGAGGCGUCUGUCGAAUGGCAACGUACUUAAUCAAAUUUCUUUUCUUUUGAUCUUUAUUCCUGAUUCCUUUUUGCACUCUACUAAGAAGUAAAUUAAAUUUUCUUUUUGUACUCUUAGGAGUUAGCAGAGAUCGACAACACGUCCCUCUCUCUCAUGAAUAUUUUUAGAAGAUGGCUACCCCUAUUCUACCAAAAGAUUUUGAUCCGAGAAUUGUCACUUCGAUGGUCAUAGAAGGUACGCUUGAAUUAACAUGUAGGUUGAAUCCUGCUCAGGUGUAAAGUCUCGAUUUUGCCAGCCAUGGAAGUGCCAGAGGACGAGCCACAGGAGCGCACGAGGGAAAGGCUACGGCGACUCUACAUCAAAGAGAGCGCGAAAGACUGGGGUGACCUCGAUAGAAUCUCCCCAGUGUUUUUAUUCAAAUUAUGGUCGGUUUUUAUUCAUCUCCCUCAACAUCCUGCCGACCUAGCAUCCUUUCCUUUUAUUCAGUUCCCAUGAAAUACAGGAGGAAAGGGGUCGAGGAGAUGAGUAAAAGUCGACUCUAAUCAAACAUGUUUUCUUUUGGCUUCCGUUUUGGGGCUUUUGCUUUUACCUCAUCUACUACACCGCAGCCAUCGUAGCAGCAUUCGUUUUGGGAGGGCUUCGAUAGAGUUUAUACCGUACUGAUUGGGGAUAUCGAGAUAAUCUUGUGGACGAGGUUGUGGGGAGUUGCUUUGAGUUUUUGGAACGAUUGAAGAGCUUUUGAAAAAGAACACAUGACAAACGGCGCGAUCUGGUGGUGAGAACAUCCUCACUUACAAAAGCCGAAGACGAAUACGUGAAGCAUCAUCUUCGUGCUGGCCGAAGUCAUUGGAGUAGCUUCCUGUGAUUCUUUCAGAAGGAACAUCAAAUAUUUUUCACUUACUCAAAGAACUGGACCCACAACCCAACUCAGGCCUCCACACACUGCGCACACAACCCAAGCCCACCUCCACUCGACGCAACAUCUUUAUUCUCCCAAUUACUCGGACACAAUGAUAUUGUAGCAAGUAGUGCGCGUUCAUAUUGGAGCACCUCUUGUGUGGUUGCCU